Messenger RNA from Sceloporus undulatus (fence lizard), 16303 nucleotides. RefSeq names its product ryanodine receptor 1 (gene RYR1). Lineage: Eukaryota; Metazoa; Chordata; Lepidosauria; Squamata; Phrynosomatidae. The coding region runs from base 97 to 15291 and encodes 5064 amino acids. Gene Ontology annotation, biological process: intracellular calcium ion homeostasis; calcium ion transmembrane transport. The transcript has 104 exons. Gene Ontology annotation, cellular component: sarcolemma; sarcoplasmic reticulum membrane; Z disc. Gene Ontology annotation, molecular function: ryanodine-sensitive calcium-release channel activity; protein binding. The record is from RefSeq and is a predicted model, not a curated record.
GCCAGCUCCAUCCCGGCAGAGGCUGCUGCUGCUGCAAGCAAGGAGCCCUCCUGCUCCUGCUCCUCCUCCGGCCCUCCAGCCCUCUCCAGCCCAGCCAUGGCCGAAGGAGGCGGCGAGGGAGAGGACGACGUCCAGUUCCUCCGGACAGAUGAUGAAGUCGUCCUUCAGUGUUCAGCCACAAUCUUAAAGGAACAGUUGAAGUUAUGUCUGGCUUCCGAAGGCUUUGGGAACCGGCUCUGUUUUCUGGAACCUACCUCCAAUGCUCAGAAAGUCCCUCCAGAUCUGGCGAUAUGUUGCUUCAGCCUGGAACAGUCCUUGUCCGUAAGAGCCCUGCAGGAGAUGCUGGCCAACACUGUGGAGGUAGGAUCCGAGUCUUCUCAAGGUGGUGGACACCGGACUCUGCUGUAUGGACACGCUAUUCUUCUCCGUCAUUCCCACAGCGGCAUGUAUUUAAGCUGCCUAACCACAUCUCGCUCCCUGACGGAUAAACUCGCCUUUGACGUGGGCCUGCAAGAGGAUGCGACAGGAGAAGCCUGUUGGUGGACCAUCCAUCCUGCCUCCAAACAGCGGUCAGAAGGAGAGAAGGUCCGCGUCGGUGAUGAUCUCAUCCUUGUAAGCGUCUCUUCUGAGCGCUACCUGCAUCUGUCGACGGCCAGUGGAGAACUUCAGGCAGACGCCUCCUUCAUGCAAACGCUUUGGAACAUGAACCCCAUCUGCUCAGGCUGUGAAGAAGGGUGUGUGACUGGGGGCCAUGUUAUGCGUCUCUUCCACGGCCACAUGGAUGAGUGCCUCACCAUCUCUACCACAGACCCGAAUGAAGACCAGCGCAGGGUGGUGAACUAUGAAGGUGGAGCUGUCUGUUCCCAGGCUCGUUCUCUCUGGCGUCUGGAGCCCUUGCGCAUCAGCUGGAGCGGUAGCCACAUGAAGUGGGGCCAGCCAUUCCGCGUCCGCCAUGUCACCACAGGCCGCUACCUGGCCUUGACGGAGGAAAAGGGACUGAUUGUAGUGGAUGCUGAGAAAGCCAACACCAAAGCCACAGCUUUUUGCUUCCGGGUCUCUAAGGAAAAGCUGGAUGUCGCCCCCAAACGAGACGUGGAAGGGAUGGGAGCUCCAGAGAUCAAGUAUGGGGAGUCCAUGUGCUUUGUGCAGCAUGUCGACAGUGGCCUCUGGGUGACGUAUGCAGCGGCUGAUGCCAAGGCACUGCGCCUGGGGCUGCUCAAGAGAAGGGCCAUCUUGCAUCAAGAAGGGCACAUGGACGAUGCACUUUCACUGACUCGCUGCCAGCAUGAGGAGUCACAGGCUGCCCGGAUGAUCUACAGCACAUCUGGACUCUAUAACCAGUUUAUCAAAGGCCUGGACACACUGAGCGGAAAGGUGAAGUCAAGCACCCCAGUGAGUCUUCCCAUCGAUGGGAUGAUUCUCAGCUUGCAGGACCUGAUCACCUACUUCCAGCACCCAGAGGAAGAGCUCCAGCAUGAGGAGAAACAGACCAAGCUCCGUUCUCUCAAAAACAGGCAAAACCUCUUCCAGGAGGAGGGGAUGAUCACCCUCGUUCUGAAUUGCAUUGACCGUCUCAAUGUGUACAGCACUGCCGCGCACUUUGCAGAGUAUGCUGGCGAGGAGGCAGCAGAGUCCUGGAAGGAGAUUGUCAACCUGUUGUAUGAGUUGCUUGCCUCCCUGAUCCGUGGGAACCGCUCCAAUUGUGCCCUUUUCUCCAACAACCUGGAUUGGCUGGUCAGCAAACUGGAUCGACUGGAGGCUUCAUCUGGCAUCUUGGAGGUUUUGUACUGUGUGCUGAUUGAAAGCCCUGAAGUGCUGAAUAUCAUCCAGGAGAACCACAUCAAGUCCAUCAUUUCACUACUGGACAAACAUGGGCGAAAUCAUAAGGUUCUGGAUGUCCUCUGUUCUUUGUGUGUCUGCAAUGGGGUGGCCGUCCGUUCCAACCAAAACCUUAUCACUGAAAACUUGCUUCCGGGGAGGGACCUGCUUUUGCAGACCAAACUCAUCAACUAUGUCACCAGCAUGCGUCCCAACAUCUUUCUGGGAACCCAUGAAGGCUCCACUCAAUACAAGAAAUGGUACUAUGAAAUGAUUGUGGAUUAUGUGGAGCCAUUUGUGACUUCGCAGGCCACGCAUUUGCGAGUCGGCUGGGCCAUGGCAGAGGGCUACAGCCCCUAUCCUGGAGGUGGGGAAGGCUGGGGAGGCAACGGUGUUGGAGAUGACCUCUACUCCUUUGGUUUUGAUGGGCUGCACCUAUGGUCAGGCCGUGUGGCACGGCCAGUGACAUCGCCUGGACAGCACACGCUGGGGGCAGAUGAUGUAGUGAGCUGUUGUCUAGACCUGAGCGUACCCAGCAUUUCAUUCCGCAUCAACGGCUUCCCUGUCCAGGGAAUGUUUGAGAACUUCAACUUGGAUGGGCUCUUCUUUCCUGUGGUCAGCUUUUCUGCAGGCAUCAAGGUGCGGUUCCUCCUAGGAGGACGUCAUGGGGACUUCAAGUUCCUUCCUCCUCCAGGUUAUGCUCCAUGCUAUGAGGCCCUCCUACCCCGCGACAAGAUGCGUGUGGAGCCCAUCAAGGAGUAUAAGCAUGACUUCAAUGGGGUCCGGAAUCUUUUAGGUCCUACACAGUCUUUGUCCCACACUGCCUUCACUCCUUACCCUGUGGACACCAUCCAGAUUGUGUUACCUCCCCAUCUUGAGCGGAUCCGGGAAAAAUUGGCGGAGAAUAUCCAUGAACUUUGGGCCCUAACCCGCAUUGAACAAGGAUGGACUUAUGGAACUAUUCGGGACGACAACAAGCGCUUACAUCCAUGUUUGCUGGAUUUCCACAGCCUGCCUGAGCCAGAACGCAAUUACAAUCUGCAGAUGUCAGGAGAAACACUCAAGACCUUACUUGCUCUGGGUUGCCAUGUGGGGAUGGCAGAUGAGAAAGCUGAAGAGAACCUCAAGAAAACGAAGCUUCCCAAAACGUACAUGAUGUCAAAUGGCUAUAAACCAGCACCACUGGAUCUCAACCACAUCAAGCUAACUCCAGCCCAGAAUACCCUAGUGGACAAACUGGCCGAGAAUGGGCACAACGUCUGGGCAAGGGAUCGUGUCCAACAGGGCUGGACCUAUAGUGUGUUGCAGGACAUCAAAAACAAACGCAACCCCCGUCUGGUACCCUACAGCCUGUUAGAUGAGCGAACCAAGAAAACAAACCGGGACAGCUUGCGUGAAGCAGUGCGCACUCUCAUCGGCUAUGGAUACAACAUUGAGCCACCAGACCAAGAAACCACAGGUCAAGAUCAGACCAAAGCUCGGUCAGAGAAGGUCCGCAUCUUCAGGGCUGAACAAUUCUAUGCAAUCAAAUCAGGCAAAUGGUACUUUGAGUUUGAGGCGGUCACCACUGGUGAGAUGCGCGUGGGCUGGGCACGACCAAAUGUGCGCCCAGAUGUGGAACUGGGAGCGGAUGAGCUUUCCUACGUCUUUAAUGGACAUCGGGGUCAGCGCUGGCACAUAGGUAGUGAACCUUUUGGCCGUCCAUGGCAACCAGGUGAUGUGGUUGGCUGCAUGAUAGACCUCAUUGACCAAAACAUCAUGUUCACCCUUAAUGGGGAGAUGCUGAUCAGUGACUCUGGAUCGGAGCUGGCCUUUAAAGACAUUGAGAUUGGAGAUGGCUUCAUCCCAGUAUGCAGCUUGGGCUUGUCCCAGGUUGGGCGUCUUAACUUGGGUCAGGACGUCAGCAGUCUUCGCUACUUCACCAUCUGUGGCUUACAGGAGGGCUUUGAGCCCUUUGCUAUCAACAUGAAGCGGGACAUCACCAUGUGGUUCAGCAAGAGCCUGCCCCAGUUUUCCCCAGUGCCAACAGAACACCCACAUUAUGAGGUGUCACGGAUGGAUGGUACUGUGGACAACCCACCAUGCCUCAAACUGACACACCGGACAUUUGGCUCACAGAACGCAAUUUUAGAACUCCUUUUCUUGCGCCUCAGCAUGCCUGUGGAGUUCCACGAGAAGUUCAAAAUCACAGCUGGCACCACUCCGCUCACCCAUGCUUUCACCAUCCCAGAAGAUGAAGUCAAGGAUAUUGACCUCGAUUCGGAGUUUGAGCAGCUGAAGAAAACUGCCAGCCGCAAGGAAGCUGAGGAGGCUGAGAAGGAGAAACAAGGCCCUCCGCCACCCGGCACCCCUAAAGAGCCUCCUAAAGAGCCCCCCAAGGCUGAGAAUGAAAAGGACUCCUCCACAGAAAAAAGCAAGACGAAACGAGGCUUCCUGUUCAAAGCCAAGAAGGCCACUACGUUCAUCACCCCACCACCUGUGGUCCCCACAGUACCUCGGCUGGAAGAAGAGGUGGUCCCAGAUGACCGAGAUGAUCCCGAGAUCAUCAUGAACACCACAACGUAUUACUACUCAGUCCGGAUCUUUGCAGGCCAGGAGCCCACAUGUGUCUGGGUAGGCUGGGUCACACCUGACUACCAUCAAUAUGACAUGAACUUUGACCUCACCAAAGUGCGAAAUGUCACGGUGACCAUGGGUGAUGACAAGGGAAACAUCCAUGACAGCAUCAAGCGAAGCAACUGCUACAUGGUCUGGGGAGGAGACUUUGUCAGCAGUACUCAGCAGACCCGGGUCAGCACUGUGGACUUGGUCAUUGGGUGCCUUGUUGACCUUGCCACCGGCCUGAUGACCUUCACAGCCAACGGAAAAGAGGUCAACACUUUCUUCCAAGUGGAGCCAAACACAAAGCUGUUUCCUGCUGUCUUUGCUCUGCCAACAAGCCAGAAUGUCAUCCAGUUUGAACUGGGCAAAUUGAAGAACAUCAUGCCCCUCUCAGCUGCCAUGUUCCGUAGUGAACGGAAGAACCCAGAACCCCAGUGCCCACCAAGGCUUGUUAUCCAGAUGCUGACACCAAUGACCUGGAGCCGCAUGCCCAAUGAGUUCCUGCGGGUUGAUGUUGCUCGCUUCAGCGAUCGGCAUGGCUGGAUGGUCGAGUGCACGGAUCCCAACAUCAUGAUGGCUCUCCACAUCCCAGAAGAAAGUCGGUGCAUCGACAUCUUGGAGCUGUCAGAACGUCUGGAACUGCUGAAGUUCCACUCCCACAGCCUGAAGCUCUACUGUGCUGUGUGUGCUUUGGGCAACAAUCGGGUGGCGCAUGCCUUGUGCAGCCAUGUGGAUGAGUCGCAGCUGCUGUACACCAUUGAGAGCAACCAUCUUCCUGGCCUUCUGCGCAGUGGCUACUACGACCUGCUCAUCAGCAUGCACUUAGAGUCUGCCAAACGCUCCCGCCUCAUGAUGAACAGCGAGUUCAUUGUCCCCAUGACGGAUCAAACCAAGGGCAUCACACUUUUCCCAGAUGACACCAAGAAGCCUGGUUUACCUGGCGUGGGCAUGAGCGCCUGUUUGCGUCCUCCUCUGCACUUCUCAGAAACCUGCUUUGUUAGCACCAACUCCGAGCUGUACCAGCUGAGUCCUUCCAUCCCCUUGGAUAUCCUCAAGGUGAAGGCCAUCAACAUGCUGACCGAGGCUGUCCAAGAUGGUGGGCAGCACACCCGUGAUCCUGUUGGCGGCAGCGUGGAGUUCCAGUUUGUGCCAGUCCUCAAGUUAAUCUGCACCCUCCUCAUCAUGGCUAUCUUUGAAGAUGAGGAUGUACGGCACAUCCUCAAGAUGAUCGAACCCUAUGUCUUUGGGGAGUCCAAGGAAGAGGAGGAGGAAGUGCCGGCGGGUGAAGAAGGAGCUGAAGAAGGGGAAGAGCUGGUGGCUGAGGAAGAAGAGGAGUUGGUGGCAAUGGAGGAGGAAGAAGGCGAUGGGGCAGAGAAAGAGGCUGGAGGAGGGCAGAAGGAGGAAGCAGAGGAGGGUGACAAGAGGGAGUUGAAAGCCAUUGAGGCUGGGGAAGCAGAAGCCAAGGAAGAAGAGGAAGGAUUGGAGGAGGGCCUGCUACAGAUGAAGCUUCCUGAAUCUGUCAAACUGCAGAUGUGCAACCUGUUGCAAUUCUUCUGUGACCGGGAGCUGCAACACCGUGUAGAAGCCAUCAUUGCAUUCUCAGAGCGCUAUGUGGACAACCUGCAGAUCAACCAGCGCCAGCGCUACAACACACUGAUGCAGGACUUUGCAAUGUCGGCCGCUGAGACGGCUCGGCGCACCAGGGAGUUCCGCUCCCCACCACAGGAGCAGAUUAAUAUGCUGCUGAACUUCAAGAAUGGGGCUGAUGAGGAAGAGUGCCCAGUGCCAGACGAAAUCCGUGAUGAGUUGCUGGAGUUUCACACUGACUUGUUGGCUCACUGUGGUAUCCAGGCGGAGGGUGAGGAAGAAGAGGAGGAAGAAGACACAUCCUUCCGACGGCGGUUGAUGAGCUUAGUGGAUAAGGUGGUGAGCUUCCGCAAGAAGAAAGAGGAACAGGAAGAGGAACAGCCUGCAGAAGAGGAGCCUAAACCUAGCACUCUGCAGGAGUUGAUCUCACACACUAUGGUCCAUUGGGCCCAAGAGUCCUUCAUUCAGAGCCCAGAGCUGGUGCGGGUCAUGUUCAGCCUUCUUCAUCGGCAGUACGACGGCCUUGGGGAGUUAAUUCGUGCCAUGCCCAAGGCCUACACCAUUAAUGCCAACUCUGUAGAGGAUACUAUGAGCCUGCUGGAGUGCCUGGGCCAGAUCCGUUCACUGCUCAUUGUCCAGAUGGGCCCGGAGGAGGAGAACCUGAUGAUUCAGAGCAUUGGCAACAUUAUGAACAAUAAGGUCUUCUACCAGCAUCCCAACCUGAUGAGGGCCCUAGGCAUGCAUGAAACUGUCAUGGAGGUGAUGGUGAAUGUAUUGGGAGGAGGAGAUUCAAAGGAGAUCCGGUUCCCCAAGAUGGUGACCAACUGUUGCCGCUUCCUGUGCUACUUUUGCCGUAUCAGCCGCCAGAACCAGCGCUCCAUGUUUGACCACCUGAGCUAUUUGCUGGAGAACAGCGGCAUUGGGUUGGGCAUGCGUGGAUCCACUCCCUUGGAUGUGGCUGCCGCUUCUGUCAUUGAUAACAAUGAGCUGGCCCUGGCCCUGCAGGAACAAGACCUGGAGAAGGUGGUGACAUAUCUGGCCGGAGCUGGCCUCCAGAGCUGCCCUAUGCUGCUCUCCAAGGGUUAUCCUGACAUCGGGUGGAACCCGUGCGGAGGAGAACGUUAUUUGGACUUCCUGCGCUUCACUGUCUUUGUCAACGGGGAGAGCGUGGAAGAGAAUGCCAAUGUAGUUGUGCGCCUGUUAAUCCGACGCCCCGAGUGCUUUGGCCCAGCCCUAAGAGGUGAAGGUGGCAAUGGUUUGUUGGCAGCCAUAGAGGAAGCCAUCCAGAUCUCCCAGGAUCCAGCCCGCGAUGGGCCCACUGUCAAAAAGGAUCGCCGUCGGGAGCUGUUUGGGGGAGAAGACACUCAUGAGGAGAACCGGGUUCAUUUGGGCAAUGCAGUCAUGUCCUUCUAUGCUGCACUCAUCGAUUUGCUGGGGCGUUGUGCCCCCGAAAUGCAUCUCAUCCAGGCCGGGAAAGGUGAAGCGCUCAGGAUCAGAGCCAUCUUGCGCUCUUUGGUGCCCAUCGAAGACCUCGUCGGAGUCAUUAGCCUUCCACUGCAGAUCCCUUCAUUUGGCAAAGAUGGCAGUGUUGUUGAGCCCAAGAUGUCGGCCAGCUUCGUGCCUGACCACAAGGCUCCCAUGGUGUUGUUCCUGGACCGGGUCUAUGGCAUUGACAACCAGGACUUCCUUCUCCAUGUGCUGGAAGUGGGCUUCUUGCCUGACAUGAGAGCCGCUGCCUCAUUGGACACAGCUGCCUUCAGUACCACUGAGAUGGCACUGGCCUUGAACCGCUAUCUCUGUUCAGCCGUGUUGCCGCUCAUCACCAAGUGUGCUCCGCUUUUUGCUGGCACUGAGCACCGGGCCAUCAUGGUGGACUCCAUGCUUCAUACCAUCUACCGUCUCUCACGUGGACGCUCCCUCACCAAGGCUCAGCGUGAUGUCAUUGAAGAGUGCCUCAUGGCGCUGUGCAGGUACAUCCGGCCCUCCAUGCUUCAACACCUCUUGCGCCGGUUGGUCUUUGACGUGCCCAUCCUGAAUGAGUUUGCCAAGAUGUCCCUGAAGCUACUGACCAACCAUUAUGAACGCUGCUGGAAGUAUUACUGCCUUCCUACCGGCUGGGCCAACUAUGGGGUCAGCUCAGAAGAGGAGCUUCACCUGACCAGGAAACUCUUCUGGGGCAUCUUUGAGUCCUUGUCCCACAAGAAAUUUGACUCUGACCUAUACAAGCUCGCCAUGCCCUGCCUAUGUGCCAUUGCAGGGGCCAUCCCACCUGACUACGUGGAUGCUAGCUACUCUUCCAAGACUGAGAAGAAGGCUUCUGUGGAUGCUGAGGGCAACUUUGACCCCAAACCUGUGGAGACACUCAAUGUCAUCAUUCCAGAGAAACUGGACUCUUUCAUCAACAAGUAUGCUGAAUACACUCAUGAGAAAUGGGCCUUUGAUAAGAUUCAGAAUAACUGGUCUUUCGGAGAGGCUUACGAUGAGGAGGCCAAGACAAGCCCCAUGUUGCGUCCAUAUAAAACAUUCUCAGAAAAGGAUAAGGAAAUUUACCGGUGGCCCAUCAAGGAGUCUUUGAAGGCCAUGAUAGCUUGGGAGUGGACCGUUGAGAAAGCCCGGGAGGGUGAAGAGGAGAAGAGUGAGAAGAAAAAGACCCGCAAGAUCUCGCAGACUCAGACAUAUGAUCCUAGCCAUGGAUACAAUCCUCAGCCUAUAGAUCUGUCUGGAGUUACUCUUUCCAGGGAAUUGCAGGCCAUGGCAGAGCAGCUGGCUGAGAAUUACCACAACACCUGGGGACGCAAGAAGAAAGUAGAGCUAGAAGCCAAAGGUGGAGGCACCCAUCCUCUUCUGGUGCCUUAUGAUACAUUAACAGCAAAGGAGAAAGCCCGGGACCGAGAAAAGGCCCAAGAGUUGCUCAGAUUCUUGCAGCUUAAUGGUUAUGCAGUGACAAGGGGUUUGAAGGACAUGGAGCUGGACACAUCAUCCAUUGAGAAACGCUUUGCCUAUGGUUUCCUGCAACAGCUGUUGAAAUGGAUGGACAUCUCUCAGGAGUUCAUUGCCCAUCUGGAGGCCGUGGUGAGCAGCGGACGGGUAGAGAAAUCCCCUCAUGAGCAAGAGAUCAAGUUCUUUGCCAAGAUCCUUUUGCCACUGAUCAACCAAUACUUCACCAACCACUGCCUCUACUUCUUGUCCACACCGGCCAAAGUGCUAGGCAGUGGGGGCCAUGCUUCCAACAAGGAGAAGGAGAUGAUAACCAGCCUUUUCUGCAAACUGGCAGCCCUGGUCAGGCACCGGGUCUCUCUCUUUGGCACAGAUGCUGCUGCUGUGGUUAACUGCCUCCAUAUCCUUGCUCGCUCUUUGGAUGCCAGGACAGUGAUGAAAUCAGGCCCUGAGAUUGUGAAGGCUGGGCUGCGUUCUUUCUUUGAAGGUGCCUCAGAUGACAUUGAGAAGAUGGUGGAGAAUCUCAAGCUGGGCAAAGUGUCACAAUCCCGCACCCAGGUCAAGGGUGUGGGCCAGAAUAUCACUUACACCACUGUGGCACUGCUGCCUGUCCUUACAUCCAUCUUUGAGCACAUUGCCCAGCACCAGUUCGGGGAUGAUGUGAUAUUGGAUGAUGUCCAGGUCUCCUGCUACCGAACUCUGUGCAGUAUCUAUUCCCUUGGUACAACCAAAAAUCCUUAUGUGGAGAGGCAACGCCCACAACUUGGGGAAUGUUUGGCACGACUAGCAGCAGCGAUGCCCGUGGCCUUCUUGGAGCCUCAUAUCAACGAAUACAACCCCUUCUCCGUUUACACCACCAAAUCACCCAGAGAGCGAGCCAUCUUGGGCCUACCAAACAGUGUGGAGGAGAUGUGUCCAGAUAUCCCCGUCCUGGAGAGGCUCAUGAAGGAAAUCAGUGGGCUGGCUGAGUCUGGAGCCCGCUACACUGAGAUGCCCCACGUGAUUGAGAUCACCUUGCCAAUGCUCUGCAACUACUUACCUCGCUGGUGGGAGCGGGGCCCUGAAAACAACCCCCAGGGUCCCUGGUGCACUGAUGUGACGUCUGACCAACUCAACACCUUGCUGGGCAACAUCCUGAAGAUCAUUGUCAACAACCUGGGUAUAGAUGAAGCUUCCUGGAUGAAGCGGUUGGCAGUCUUUGCACAGCCCAUUGUCAGCAAGGCAAAACCAGAACUGCUUCGCUCCCACUUCAUUCCCACCAUGGAGAAACUGAAGAAGCGCUCAGGGAAGGUGGUAGCUGAGGAGGACCAGUUGCGCUUGGAAGCUAAGACAGAGUCCGAGGAUGCUGAGCUACUCAUUCGGGACGAGUUCUCGGUGCUUUGUCGGGACCUCUAUGCCCUAUACCCACUGCUCAUCCGAUAUGUGGACAACAACAGGGCCAAUUGGUUGACGGAACCAAACUCGGAUGCUGAGGAGCUGUUUCGGAUGGUUGGGGAGGUGUUCAUUUACUGGUCCAAGUCACACAACUUCAAACGAGAAGAACAAAACUUUGUGGUGCAGAAUGAAAUCAACAACAUGUCCUUCCUAACAGCUGAUAGCAAGAGCAAAAUGUCCAAGUCUGGAGAAGGCCAGUCAGGUGGCUCAGACCAGGAGCGGACGAAGAAGAAACGCCGUGGGGACCGCUACUCUGUCCAGACCUCUCUCAUUGUGGCCACUCUGAAGAAGAUGCUGCCCAUUGGCCUGAAUAUGUGCUCCCCCACUGACCAGGAGCUGAUCAACUUGGCCAAGCUACGCUAUGCCCUGAAAGAUACAGAUGAAGAGGUGCGUGAAUUCCUCAACAACAACCUACACCUUCAGGGCAAGUGUGAGAAUUCCUCAUCCAUGCGCUGGCAGAUGGCUCUCUAUAAGGAGAUGUCUGGCAAAGCCGAGGACUGUAACAAUCCAGAGAAGAUUGUCAAACGGGUUCAGGAGGUCUCAGCUGUGCUUUAUCACCUGGAGCUGACGGAGCACCCAUACAAGUCAAAGAAGGCUGUGUGGCAUAAACUGCUCUCCAAACAACGCCGGCGUGCCGUGGUGGCCUGCUUCCGCAUGACACCCCUCUACAACCUGCCCAGGCAUCGGGCUUGCAAUAUGUUCUUGGAGAGCUACAAGCUGUCCUGGAUCCUUUCUGAAGAGCAUCCUUUUGAAGACAGGAUGAUUGACGAUUUGUCUAAACCAGGAGAGGAAGAAGAGGAAGAGGAGGAAGAGGCAGAAAAGAAGCCAGACCCAUUGCACCAGCUCAUCCUGCACUUCAGCAGGACUGCCCUGACAGAGAAGACCAAACUGGAGGAAGAUUACCUGUACAUGGCAUACGCUGACAUCAUGGCAAAAAGUUGCCACUUAAACGAAGAAGAAGGUGAUGAGGGUGAAGAAGGGGAAGAAGCUGAAGUUCCUUUUGAAGAGAAGGAAAUGGAGAAACAGAAACUUCUGUAUCAACAGUCCCGACUGCACAACCGUGGGGCAGCCGAGAUGGUUCUGCAGAUGAUUAGCGCCUGUAAAGGGGAGCCUGGUGCCAUGGUAUCUUCCACGCUGAAACUGGGCAUCUCCAUCCUGAAUGGUGGCAAUGAGGAAGUGCAGCAGAAAAUGCUGGAUUAUCUGAAGGAGAAACGUGAAGUGGGAUUCUUCCAGAGCAUCCAAGCACUAAUGCAGACAUGCAGUGUGCUGGAUCUCAAUGCCUUUGAGAGGCAAAACAAAGCCGAAGGACUGGGAAUGGUGACAGAGGAUGGAACGAUCAUCAGUCGUGAAAAUGGAGAGAAGGUGAUGGCGGACGAUUUGUUCACACAGGACCUCUUUCGGUUCCUGCAGCUUCUAUGUGAAGGUCAUAACAACGAUUUUCAGAACUACCUGCGGACGCAGACAGGAAACACAAACACAAUCAACAUUAUCAUCUGUACUGUUGACUAUCUUCUGCGUCUUCAGGAGUCCAUCAGUGAUUUCUACUGGUAUUACUCUGGCAAGGAUGUGAUUGAUGAGCAAGGCAAACGCAACUUCUCCAAAGCCAUGGCGGUGGCCAAGCAGGUCUUCAACAGCCUUACCGAGUAUAUCCAGGGACCGUGCACUGGGAACCAACAGAGCCUGGCACAUAGCAGACUGUGGGAUGCUGUAAUUGGUUUUCUCCAUGUCUUUGCUCACAUGAUGAUGAAGUUGGCUCAGAUGACCCAACCCCCCGGACUUCGAAAUGGCGACUCAAGCCAAAUUGGCCUUCUGAAGGAGCUGUUGGACCUGCAGAAAGACAUGGUGGUGAUGCUGCUGUCCUUACUGGAAGGGAAUGUGGUGAAUGGCACCAUUGCCCGGCAGAUGGUGGACAUGUUGGUGGAAUCCUCCAGCAAUGUAGAGAUGAUUCUCAAGUUCUUUGAUAUGUUCUUGAAGUUGAAGGACAUUGUGGCCUCUGAUGCCUUCCGGGAUUACAUCACAGAUCCUCGGGGGCUCAUAUCCAAGAAGGAUUUCCAGAAAGCCAUGGAUAGCCAGAAGCAAUACACACCAUCUGAGAUCCAGUUCUUGCUGUCGUGUUCAGAGGCUGACGAGAAUGAGAUGAUUGACUAUGAGGAGUUUGCCAACCGCUUCCAAGAGCCCGCCAAAGACAUUGGUUUUAAUAUCGCUGUACUGUUGACUAACCUCUCUGAGCACAUGCCACAUGACCACCGCCUCAAGACCUUCUUGGAACUGGCAGAGUGCAUCCUCAACUACUUCAGUCCCUAUCUGGGCCGCAUUGAGAUCAUGGGUGCCAGCAAGCGUAUUGAGCGCAUCUACUUUGAAAUCAGUGAGACCAACAAAGCCCAGUGGGAAAUGCCUCAAGUGAAGGAGUCCAAGCGGCAAUUCAUUUUUGAUGUGGUCAAUGAGGGGGGAGAGUCAGAGAAGAUGGAGCUCUUCAUCAAUUUCUGUGAGGACACCAUCUUUGAGAUGCAGAUUGCAGCUCAGAUUUCCGAGGAGGAAGGGCAGGAGGAAGAAGAGGAGGAAGAAGAAGGAGAAGGAGCAGAAGCAGGGGAGGCCGAGAAGGCGUCAGCACCAUCAGAGGCUUCUUCAGCUUUUGGGGAGUUUUUGGAAAGCGUCCUGAACUUCUUCCGAAUGUUCACUUACCGCAACAUCCGUCGGCAGUUCCGUAAAAUCAAGAAGAUGACUGUGAAGGAGAUGGCCAUGGCAAUUGCCACUUUCGUUUAUACUAUUCUGAUGGGCAUCCUCUUUUUCUUCUACAACAUCUUCAAGGGCAUCUUCCUUCUCAUCUGGAACACACUUUUCGGUGGUGGCCUAGUGGAAGAGGCCAAGAAGAUCACCAUGACUGAACUGUUGGCCAGCAUGCCUGACCCCACACAAGAUGAGGUGCAUGGGGACGUAGCCCCAUCUGAAGAGGCUGAGCAAGUGAUGGAGGAAGGGGAGGAAGUAGAGAUAGACGAGUCUGGCAAAGAGGAAGCACCUGCCGAAGGAGGAGAGCUUGGAGCAGACAAGAAGGAGCAUUUCCGGUCCAUGGCUGCCGACGCACCUGGUGGGCUUGGGGAUAUGGGCGAUACAACCCCUGUGGAACCACCUACACCUGAAGGAUCACCCAUCCUUAAGAGGAAACUAGGAAUGGAUGGAGAGGAAGAGAUAGUGGAGCCAGAGAAAAUAGAAGAGCCUCCUGUAGAACCAGAGAAAGCUGAUGCUGAAAAUGGGGAAAAGGCAGCAAAGGAGGAGGAAGAGGAGAAGAAGAAGGAGGAGGAGGCAACACCUGAGGAAGAAGAGCCCCACAAACCAGUCAAGGAGAAGAAGAAGGUGACCCAGCGGGAGAAGAAGGAGUCCGAGGCAGCAGGCUCAGAAUUUUGGAACGAGCUGGAAGUCCAGCGGAUAAAAUUUCUGAACUAUCUGUCUAGGAAUUUCUACAACCUCCGCUUCCUUGCCCUCUUCUUGGCCUUCGCGAUCAACUUCAUCCUGCUCUUCUACAAGGUGUCAGACUCGCCCCCAGGUGAGGAAGAGUUUGAAGGCUCUGGCUUUGAAGGAGAGCUGGAUGCAGCCUCUGGUGCUGGCUCAGGUUUUGGUGGGGACGAUGACGGCGGGGAUGGCAACGGGAAUGGCAACGGGGAUGAGGACGAAGAAGACAGCGUGGUCUACUACUUCCUGGAGGAGAGCACGGGCUACAUGCAGCCAGCCUUGCAGUUCCUGUCCAUUGUCCAUACCCUUGUGGCCUUCCUUUGCAUCAUCGGCUACAACUGCCUCAAGGUGCCGCUGGUCAUCUUCAAGCGUGAGAAGGAGCUGGCGCGCAAGCUGGAGUUCGAUGGGCUCUACAUCACGGAGCAGCCUGAGGACGAUGACAUCAAGGGCCAGUGGGACCGCCUGGUCCUCAAUGCCCCGUCAUUCCCGAGCAAUUAUUGGGAUAAAUUCAUCAAGAGAAAGGUGCUUGAUAAAUACGGUGACAUCUAUGGACGGGAGAGAAUUGCAGAACUGCUGGGGAUGGAUUUGGCCAGUCUGGAAAUUACAGCGCAGAACGAGAAAAAAUCUGAGCCGGACAAGUCUUUCCUUACUUGGAUCACCUCUAUUGACCUGAAAUACAAGAUCUGGAAGUUUGGAGUCAUCUUUACAGACAACUCCUUCUUGUAUCUCUUCUGGUACAUGGUGAUGUCCGUCCUCGGCCACUACAACAACUUCUUCUUUGCUUCCCACCUUCUGGACAUCGCUAUGGGCGUCAAGACGCUGCGGACCAUCCUCUCAUCUGUCACUCACAAUGGCAAACAGCUGAUGAUGACAGUGGGGCUGCUGGCAGUGGUUGUGUAUCUCUACACUGUGGUCGCCUUCAACUUUUUCCGCAAGUUCUACAACAAGAGUGAGGAUGAGGACGAGCCUGACAUGAAAUGCGAUGACAUGAUGACGUGUUACCUGUUUCACAUGUAUGUUGGGGUCCGAGCUGGUGGGGGCAUUGGUGACGAGAUCGAGGACCCGGCCGGUGAUGAGUAUGAGCUUUAUCGUGUCAUCUUUGACAUCACUUUCUUCUUCUUUGUCAUUGUCAUCCUACUGGCCAUUAUCCAAGGUUUGAUUAUUGAUGCCUUUGGGGAGCUGAGAGACCAGCAGGAGCAGGUGAAGGAGGACAUGGAGACCAAAUGUUUCAUCUGUGGAAUCGGGAGUGACUAUUUUGACACGACACCUCACGGCUUUGAAACCCACACGCUGGAGGAGCAUAACUUGGCAAAUUAUAUGUUCUUCCUCAUGUAUCUCAUCAACAAGGAUGAAACGGAGCACACUGGCCAGGAGUCCUAUGUCUGGAAGAUGUACCAAGAACGCUGCUGGGACUUCUUCCCUGCUGGCGACUGCUUCCGCAAGCAGUAUGAAGAUCAGCUCGGCUAGAUGCCACCCUGCAGUGUCCCAAGAAGGAAAGUACCUGGCCAGCUUCCACCUUCCUUGCCCUCUUCCUUUGGUCCUGGAUGGAUGGAGGCAGAGCUGACGCAAGGUGGCACACCCGAUCUGACCUUUUCUCUUUUAAAAAGUGGUGGGAGAGAGUGGGAGAAGCUGCCUUGUCCAUCCCCCCCACCUGGUCAUUGCUGCUGUCCCUUGUGUGUCCUACUGCUGUUACUUCCUACUAUCCCUGCCACCAAACCCAAGUGACCCAAUCCCUGGGCCAAAGAGACAGGUAUUCCUGCCCCCUGGGAAAAUGGCUAGAUGGUUUAGGGCCAGAGGGCAGCAGUUAAUGUUAAGGCUUGGCCAGUAGCUCUUCCCACCUCCUCCCUGUCCCAUGGGGGUGUCCAUGCAAUACUGCCCUUCCUGGGUAAACGGACCCCCCCAGUUUCAAGUGCCUUUUAUAGUCUCUUAACCCUAGAGGGGCCCUUGUGGGUGGGAGCCAGAUGCAAUUUUUAGUGGAGGGGAUGAGAGUUAUUUUGCUGCUGUCUGUCAGCCAUUUUGCUGUUGGCUGGACAAGCAGAUGGCUUAUUGGUGGGGAAGGGAGAAAGAAAGAGUCCGGCUUUCUAGAGCAAGUUCCAAAAAUGGGGCACUAAUGCAGCCCCUUCCCACAUUAGUACACUUUUGCAGUACUGGCCCAACCCGCUCCAAGCUGUGUCUCCUUUGUGGGGCUUCUCUGUGCUAACAGUUUUUCUCUGGAGCUGGGGAGGCAUGUGGGAAGCCCAUCCUAAACCACCUCAUGUGUGUUUGUGUGUAAGGAACCAGUGGUACCAGAACAGAGUGAGUAUCACAGUUCUGUGAACCAGGGUCCUGUUCCACUCCUGUCCUGUCAUGCACUGUGUGCUACUGCCAGUACCAUACAGAGUUGUAAGUGGGGCCUGUCUUGGGGACAACUGAGACUCCAGACUCCCCCCAUCCCUGAGCACAGCUUGGUUCCCUGUCAAUAAAAUCAUAGACUGCUGCA